This is a messenger RNA of Scutellospora calospora, 561 nucleotides long. The record is from the annotation of a GenBank genome assembly. NCBI's taxonomy places the organism in Eukaryota, Fungi, Glomeromycota, Glomeromycetes, Diversisporales, Gigasporaceae.
AUGAUCAUUUAUAAAGACGCUAUUUCUGAUAAACAUGACGAGUUCGUUUCUGACGCUUACCCAGUCAAGAUUAUCGGGGAUGUUAUUCUUGAAGUUGAUUGUCAGCUUAUUGUAAUCAAAGAAGGUGUUGAUGUAGAUAUCGGCGCAAAUCCUUCAGCCGAAGAGCAAGAAGAAGCUCUUGAGGACCCUACAAGUCAACAAGUUAUCAAUGUUGUUCAUGCUUUUCGUCUUCAAGAAACUUCGUUCGAUAAGAAAUCCUAUACAACAUAUCUUAAGGGAUAUUUGAAAAAACUUAAAGAACACGUUAAAAAAACUUCUAACAAAGAUGAAAACGAAAUGAAGGAAUGGGAAGAUAAAAUCAAUAAAUUUUCAAAAAAAGUCCUUAGCAAUAUUAAAGAUUACCAGUUUUACGUUGGUGAGAAUUUUGACAUGGAGGGUAUUAUUGGAUUGUUGAAUUACCGCGAGGAUGGAAUGACGCCCUACCUCUCGUUUUUCAAGGAUGGUCUGAUGGAAGAGAAAGUGUGCUAUAAAUUAGAAAACAAUGAAAGAUGCCUUGUGUAA